AGCUGCUGCCACAGUAGCUGACUGGUGACCCUGCCACCCAGCGCUCACACCCUCUGGCAGGUGCCUGGCUAUGGCCCGACUGCUCCGGGCUGCAACCUGGGGGCUGUUCCCCUGGAGGGGCUACUGCUCCCAGAAGGCAAAGGGCGAGCUCUGCAGGGACUUCGUAGAGGCUCUGAAGGCCGUGGUGGGCGGCUCCCACGUGUCCACUGCCACGGUGGUCCGAGAGCAGCACGGGCGCGAUGAGUCGGUGCACAGGUGCGAACCUCCCGAUGCUGUGGUGUGGCCCCAGAACGUGGAGCAGGUCAGCCGGCUGGCAGCCCUGUGCUACCGCCAAGGUGUGCCCAUUAUCCCAUUCGGCACCGGCACCGGGCUUGAGGGUGGCGUCUGCGCUGUGCAGGGCGGCGUCUGCAUUAACCUGACGCAUAUGGACCGAAUCCUGGAGCUGAACCUGGAGGACUUCUCUGUGGUGGUGGAGCCGGGCGUCACCCGCAAAGCUCUGAACCUCCACCUGCGGGAUAGCGGCCUCUGGUUUCCCGUGGACCCAGGUGCGGACGCCUCUCUCUGUGGCAUGGCGGCCACCGGGGCGUCGGGCACCAACGCGGUCCGCUACGGCACCAUGCGGGACAACGUGCUCAACCUGGAGGUGGUGCUGCCCGACGGGCGGCUGCUGCACACGGCGGGCCAAGGCCGGCAUUUCCGCUUGGGCUUCUGGCCAGAAAUCUCUCAUCACACAGCCUGGUACUCACCUUGCGUGUCCCUGGGACCUAGGAAGAGUGCAGCCGGCUACAACCUCACUGGGCUGUUCGUGGGCUCUGAGGGGACGCUGGGCCUCAUCACAGCCACCACCCUGCGCCUGCACCCUGUCCCUGAGGCCAUAGUGGCCGCCACGUGUGCGUUCCCCAGUGUCCAGGCUGCUGUGGACAGCACUGUACACAUCCUCCAGGCUGCAGUGCCCGUAGCCCGCAUUGAGUUCCUGGAUGAAGUCAUGAUGGAUGCCUGCAACAGGUACAGCAAGCUGAACUGCUCAGUGGCACCCACACUCUUCCUGGAGUUCCAUGGCUCCCAGCAGGCACUGGAGGAGCAGCUGCAACGCACAGAGGAGAUAGUCCAGCAGAACGGAGCCUCUGACUUCUCCUGGGCCAAGGCGGCCGAGGAGCGCAGCCAGCUUUGGACAGCACGGCACAAUGCCUGGUACGCAGCCCUGGCCAUGCGGCCAGGCUGCAAGGGCUACUCCACGGACGUGUGUGUGCCCAUCUCCCGGCUGCCGGAGAUCCUGGUGCAGACCAAGGAGGAUCUGAACGCCUCGGGACUCACAGGAAGCAUUGUCGGGCAUGUGGGUGACGGCAACUUCCACUGCAUCCUGCUGGUCAACCCUGAUGACGCUGAGGAACUGGGCAGGGUCAAGGCUUUUGCAGAACAGCUGGGCAGGCGGGCACUGGCCCUCCACGGAACGUGCACGGGGGAGCAUGGCAUCGGACUGGGCAAGCGGCAGCUGCUGCGGGAGGAGGUGGGCGCCGUGGGCGUGGAGACCAUGCGGCAGCUCAAGGCUGUGCUAGACCCUCAAGGCCUCAUGAACCCAGGCAAAGUGCUGUGAGGGGCUCUGAGCACUUAGCCCACAAGUUCCCAGACUACGGAGCCCCUGUUCUGGAACUUUUCUUCAUACCACGGCCCCUGCAAGGGAACAGACAGUAGCUGACGCAGUCUUGCUGCCAGCGAGCCCACUGUAUCUGGGCCCAAGGUCAGAGGGCCCAGAGAGAAGCCUGAGCACCGUGCUACUCCCCGUCCUUCUGGCUGGCUCCAGGAGCCUUUGGUUCAGUAAACGACCCUGGGUGGUUCCCAGCAAAGCUGCUUCCUCUCUGCUCCUACGCAUCCUGUCCGGGCUGGAAGAGACCAUCUGGGUCCACUCAAGACUCUGAUGACACUCCUCCCCUGAGGCCUCCCACUGCUGGGGUCCCAGGACCCUUCCCCCUUCACCUGGUGACAGGCACUCCUUUCCUGGUAUGGGACGUGAGCUCCCGUGCCAUGCUGGUAGGUCUUCUCCUUGGAGCUUCCCCCAGUAAAUCUGGAAUAAACCUGAAACCCACCUGCAGC
Mandrillus leucophaeus (drill) is the source of this 2091-nucleotide messenger RNA. RefSeq names its product lactate dehydrogenase D (gene LDHD). Gene Ontology annotation, molecular function: FAD binding; D-lactate dehydrogenase (NAD+) activity; D-lactate dehydrogenase (cytochrome) activity. Gene Ontology annotation, biological process: lactate catabolic process. Gene Ontology annotation, cellular component: mitochondrion. Lineage: Eukaryota; Metazoa; Chordata; Mammalia; Primates; Cercopithecidae. The transcript is spliced from 11 exons. The record is from RefSeq and is a predicted model, not a curated record. The coding region runs from base 71 to 1594 and encodes 507 amino acids.